Messenger RNA from Larimichthys crocea (large yellow croaker), 2531 nucleotides. RefSeq names its product ezrin a (gene ezra). The record is from RefSeq and is a predicted model, not a curated record. Gene Ontology annotation, cellular component: cytoskeleton. The transcript is spliced from 13 exons. The coding region runs from base 339 to 2105 and encodes 588 amino acids. Lineage: Eukaryota; Metazoa; Chordata; Actinopteri; Sciaenidae. Gene Ontology annotation, molecular function: actin binding.
ACGUCCGGGCUUAUGAAGCCUCGUAUGGUUCCGAUCAAAGGUCACUUCAGCGGUAAGACAGGUGAUUGUUUUUGGGUGGAGCUGUGCGUCUUGUCUCAGGCGUCCCUGCUGGGUGAUCGCAGCGGAGGUGAGUCUGUCGGCGUGUUGAACCUCCCACUUCACUGUGAGUGAUCUACAGCCGGGUUCAAAGGACGCAAGCCCUGCCCUUGAGUCUGCCAGCGAGAGCGGAGCCGAGUUCUUUAUCAGCUGGAGGUUCUGCUGGUAGUCGGCCACUGCAGCCUCGGUCAUCCUGGGAAACACUUUGUUCUGCUGGAGCUCGCCCACCAACCUGAGCCAAAAUGCCCAAAACGGUCAACGUGCGCGUCACCACCAUGGACGCGGAGCUGGAGUUUUCCUUCCACCCCAACACCACAGGGAAGCAGCUCUUUGACCAGGUUGCCAGGACCAUCGGACUCCGUGAGAUUUGGUACUUUGGGCUGCAGUUUGUGGACACCAGAGGCUUCCUCACAUGGCUGAACGCUGAGAAGAAGGUGAUGGUCCAGGAGGUGAAGAAGGAGAUGCCCCUGCAGUUCAAGCUGAGGGUCAAGUUUUACCCCGAGGAUGUGUCCGAGGAGCUGAUCCAGGACGUCACCCGGAGGCUCUUCUUCCUGCAGGUGAAGGAGGACAUUAUGUCCGAGGAGAUCUACUGCCCCCCGGAGACGGCCGUGCUGCUGGCCUCCUACGCCGUCCAGGCCAAGUUCGGAGAGUACAAGAAGGCAGAUCAUCAGCCGGGUUACCUGGCCUCUGAGAACCUGCUGCCCAAGAGAGUGCUGAAACAACACAAUCUGUCCAAGCAGCAGUGGGAAGAGAGAAUCCAGAUUUGGCACGAGGAGCACAGAUCGAUGCUGAAGGAAGAGGCCAUGCUCGAGUACCUGAAGAUCGCUCAGGACCUGGAAAUGUACGGCAUCAACUACUUUGACAUCAAGAACAAGAAGGGCACGGACCUGUGGCUCGGAGUCGACGCUCUGGGCCUGAACAUCUAUGAGAAGAAGGACAAGCUGACUCCAAAGAUCGGAUUCCCCUGGAGCGAAAUCAGAAACAUUUCAUUCAGCGAUAAGAAAUUCAUCAUCAAGCCCAUCGAUAAGAAAGCUAACGAUUUCAUAUUCUACGCUGCACGACUGCGAGUCAACAAGCGCAUCCUGCAGCUGUGCAUGGGCAACCAUGAUCUGUACAUGCGCCGCCGCAAGGCAGACAGCAUCGAGGUCCAGCAGAUGAAGGCUCAGGCCAACGAGGAGAGGCUGCAGAAGAAGAUGGAGAGGGAUCGGCUGGAGAAUGAGAAGAAGAGGAGGGAGGCCAUCGAGAAGGAGAAGGAUAGCGUGGAGAGGGAAAAGCAGGAGCUGAUGAUGAAGCUCUACGAGUACGAAGAGACGACCAGGAGGGCGGAGAGAGAGCUUCAGGAGCAGCUGGAGAGGGCCAUGAGGCUGGAGGAUGAGAGGAGGAGGGCGGAGGAGGAGGCGCACCGGCUGGAGGCUGAGAGGAUGGAGGCCAUAAUAGCCAAGGAGGAGCUGGCCAGGCAAGCCGAGGAGCAGAUAAAGAGCCAGGAGCAGCUGGCUGCAGAGUUGGCCGAGUACACCGCCAAGAUCGCUCAGCUGGAGGAGGACAAGAGAGUCAAGGAGGAAGAGGCUGAGACAUGGGAGAGCAAGGCGAAGACGGUGGAGGAGAACCUGAUAAAGACUCAGGAGGAGCUGCACAGUGUGAUGAACUCGGCUCCCGCCGCCGCUCCUGCCUCCUCCUCCUCCUCCUCCUCCUCUUCCUCGGACAACGAGAGCGAGCACGAGCACAGCGAGGAGAACAGCACCUACAGCGCUGAGCUGCAGACACAGGACAUCAACGACCACCGCGAGGAGGAGGAGCGACUCACCGAGGCCGAGAAGAACGAGCGCCUGAAGAAGAAGCUGAAGGACCUGAGCUCAGACCUGGAACAGAGCCGAGACGACAGAAUGAAGACCCAGAACGACCUGCUCCACGCCCAGAACGUCCGAGAGGGCCGCGACAAGUACAAGACCCUGCGUCAGAUCCGUCAGGGCAACACCAAGCAGAGGAUCGACGAGUUCGAAGCCUUGUAGGAACCUCAGAGAGCCGAAGAUCUCCUAAAUACCUCAUGAAGGCCCCCGUUCACCCAGAGAAGCAUGGAGCUGAUCUGCGUUAAAGUUCCUCCAUGAGAUUUCUUCUAACUUUAGCUUGAAAGCACUGUCUUUGUUUUAUUUUAUUUUGUAGCACUCAAACAUCUCCAGUGUGCUUUUUAGUCCCAUUGAAACCUGAAAACAUGUAACAGACGUCCUGAUGAACUGUACGAACAGAGCUGCUGUGCCAUCGAUCAAACAAGCACUUUGGUCUGAAGUGGUUAAAUUUGGUGUGCCAUGUAGAACAGCAGCUAAUGAUCAUCACUGAUUAAUGUAUUAAUUAUUUUAAUUGUUUUGAGCCCAGCUGUGUGUCUUUAUAUUCUUUAUUGUACCCAGAACCAGAACAUUAAAUUUAUAAUAUGGUCCAAA